CUGAAGUUCCCAGAAUCCUCCAGCACUUCCGGUUCGCUCCUCGCUUCUCCUCCUGCCACUCGGGUGUUUCCAGGCUUGUAUUCUGAGAUAAAUACCAGAUAAAUAACGAUGUCUCUGGAGGUGGAAUCAGCAGAUGUGAUCCGUCUGAUCAUGCAGUACCUGAAGGAGAACAACCUGCAGAGGACGCUGGUGACGCUGCAGGAAGAAACCACCGUCUCUCUGAACACCGUGGACAGCAUCGAGAGCUUUGUGGCCGACAUUAACAGCGGACAUUGGGACACGGUCCUGCAGGCCAUCCAGUCCCUGAAGCUGCCCGACAAAACCCUCAUAGACCUCUACGAGCAGGUGGUGUUGGAGCUGAUCGAGCUGAGAGAGUUGGGUGCAGCUCGAUCCCUCCUCAGACAGACCGACCCCAUGAUCAUGCUGAAGCAGACGCAGCCGGAGAGGUACAUCCACCUGGAGAACCUGCUGGCUCGCUCAUACUUCGACCCCCGAGAGGCGUACCCAGACGGCAGCAGUAAAGAGAAACGGAGAGCAGCCAUCGCUCAGGCUUUAGCUGGAGAAGUGAGCGUCGUCCCUCCCUCUCGUCUCAUGGCUCUGCUCGGACAGUCUCUGAAGUGGCAGCAGCAUCAGGGCCUCCUUCCUCCCGGGAUGACCAUCGAUCUGUUCAGAGGGAAAGCAGCCGUGAAAGAUGUGCAGGAGGAGGCCUUCCCCACGCAGCUCAGCAGACACAUCAAGUUUGGACAGAAGUCUCACGUUGAGUGUUCCCGGUUUUCCCCCGACGGUCAGUACCUGGUGACGGGGUCUGUGGACGGGUUCAUCGAGGUCUGGAACUUCACCACCGGCAAAAUCAGAAAGGAUCUGAAGUACCAGGCCCAGGAUAACUUCAUGAUGAUGGACGACGCUGUGCUCUGCAUGGGUUUCAGCAGAGACACGGAGAUGCUGGCCACCGGAGCUCAGGACGGGAAGAUUAAGGUGUGGAAGAUCCAGAGCGGUCAGUGUCUGCGCAGGUUUGAGCGUGCUCACAGUAAAGGAGUCACCUGCGUCUCCUUCUGCAAAGACAGCAGCCAGCUGCUCAGCGCCUCCUUCGACCAGACCAUCAGAAUCCACGGACUGAAGUCAGGUAAAACCCUGAAGGAGUUUCGAGGUCACACGUCGUUUGUGAACGAGGCGACCUUCACUCCAGACGGACAUCAUGUGAUCAGCGCCUCGUCGGACGGCACCGUGAAGAUGUGGAACAUGAAGACCACCGAGUGCUCGAACACCUUCAAGCCUCUGGGCACGUCGGCUGGAACAGACAUCACGGUGAACAACGUGAUCCAACUGCCCAAAAACCCUGAGCACUUUGUGGUGUGCAACCGCUCCAACACCGUGGUGAUCAUGAACAUGCAGGGACAGAUUGUGAGGAGUUUCAGCUCCGGUAAGAGGGAGGGAGGAGACUUCGUCUGCUGCACUCUCUCUCCUCGGGGCGAGUGGAUCUACUGCGUGGGAGAGGACUUCGUGCUCUACUGCUUCAGCACCGUCACCGGCAAGCUGGAGAGAACGCUGACG
This is a messenger RNA of Gymnodraco acuticeps, 1551 nucleotides long. RefSeq names its product SMU1 DNA replication regulator and spliceosomal factor a (gene smu1a). NCBI's taxonomy places the organism in Eukaryota, Metazoa, Chordata, Actinopteri, Perciformes, Bathydraconidae. Gene Ontology annotation, molecular function: protein binding. The record is from RefSeq and is a predicted model, not a curated record. Gene Ontology annotation, cellular component: precatalytic spliceosome. Gene Ontology annotation, biological process: mRNA splicing, via spliceosome.